GACUGUUCCUUUUUAAGCCGGACAAGAAAGCUCUGUCUUUAGUGCGUUUCAACCGUUGAAGUAGAAACACUCAAACUACAAGUAUGUAUUUGUUUUUACUUUAUGUUUGAAUCUCUUUACCGCUGAACUUCAUUAAUAAUAUGAAUAAUUGUUUUAUUUUUUAUUAAUAAUCUUGAAUUUUGUUUUAGUAAUGGAUUCCGAUGUUGUUGAUUUAACAUCUUCCGAAGAGAACACCAAUAAAUUACGACAACUGUUAAGCACUCCUCCUACACCAUUGCUUAAACGUAAGCAGCAGCAACAACAACAAGAAGAAGAACAACAGCACCAACAGCAGCCGCAACAAUCAACCUCAAGCCUCGCAAAUACAAAAUUAAAAUAUGUACGUCUUUCGGAAGACGGAUAUCCACCUACACACUGUUCACCGUUUGCUGCUGGUUUUGAUUUAAGAAGUGGACAAACAGUCGUGUUCGAACUUUGAAACCGUUAACAUUAAAAAAUUUAAUUUUUUUACAAAAUCUUCCGGAAUUUAAACGAAUUAAAAAUGAGUAAUAUAUUAAAUGUUAUUGAAAAUAUAGAAAUUGAUGAAUCCCUUAUAGAACGGGAAUGGCAUUCCCACAAUCCAUACACAUCUAAUUCUUUUAAAAAUAGCGAUGAAAUUCGUAUUCCUGUUCAUGAACAAGACGCAUAUACAUAUCCUAAUAAAAGUUUUUUACUGAUUGAAGGAAAAAUUAUUAACUCCACUGAUUUGAAAGAUGACACUACUUCAAAUCUAAUUAAUAACUGUAAGGCUUUUUUAUUUGAUGAAAUUAUAUAUGAAAUUUGUGGAAAGGAAAUUGAUCGUGUAAAAAAUGUU
Molecule: messenger RNA, 853 nt
Organism: Homalodisca vitripennis (glassy-winged sharpshooter)
Lineage: Eukaryota; Metazoa; Arthropoda; Insecta; Hemiptera; Cicadellidae
Product: protein roadkill-like
Exons: 2
Coding region: 191-478 (95 amino acids)
Source: RefSeq, a predicted model, not a curated record